Molecule: messenger RNA, 1082 nt
Organism: Aureobasidium vineae
Lineage: Eukaryota; Fungi; Ascomycota; Dothideomycetes; Dothideales; Saccotheciaceae
Source: the annotation of a GenBank genome assembly
GCACAAUGGCCUUCUACGAAGACGAGCAUGGCACCAUUCAGAUCGGCGCCCUCCAGGGUUCCACUAGAAGAGAUUUGUUACGCCUUUGCAUCCCCAUGAUGGUCUUGACCACCUUGUCCGUCGCUAUGCGUGUCUACGUUCGCGGCUACAUGACGCGAACCUUCGGCAUCGAGGACUGGCUGGUUAUCCCUGCAUACGUCGUAUUCAUGGUCUUGUGUAUAUGUGCAAUUGCCAUCGGUCAAUGGUUGCUGAAUGAAGACGUUAUGGUUCACUAUGCCAGGAUCAUCAAACUAACCAUAGGCAACAGUGUCUUGUACAUUGUGGACCAGGUUCUCAUCAAAAUUUCCAUCGGUGCCUACUGCCAUCGUAUAUGCGAGCGUUGGCAGCGUUACAUCAUCGUUGGCACCGUCUCUAUCUUCUCCUUGUAUAAUCUGGCCUUCUUGUUCGUCAGCACCUUCCAGUGCGGCGUACCCACCGUCUCAAACCUUGUCAGAGCAAACAGCGAUGGGCACUGCAUUGAUUGGGAGCAUGUUGUCAGGCCUCUGCUGUAUGUUAGCGUUGCGCUCAAUGCAGCGUGUGACUGGGUCUUUGUCCUAGCAUGUCUUCCCGUGCUUGCUAAGCUACGACGAAUGCCAAUCGACGAGAUCGUUUGCAUCUACUUUCUAAUCUUCCUAGCUACCGGAGCUAGUGUCCUCUCCCUGGUGCGACUGCGGUUUCUACCAGCAGGNGGGACCGAUGUCCUCCUUCUCAAGCACAACUCCGACUUCGCUGUGCUGUCGUUCAUCGAGGCCGGCACGGCUAUCAUCACUGUCUGCAUGGCGACUCUCCAUCCACUGUUCCAGGCCUGUGUUCGAAGGAGAGGCACCUCCAGAUAUCCCGCAACUAGCAGUCCCCGGAAGCCGGACUCUUCAGAGCCCAUCUCGAGCGAGAAGAAGCAAGCAGGACCCGUCAAUAUGGAAGAAUUGUCGACCGAGCAUUCAAGUCUCGGCCGGAUAGGCAUACUCCCGACAAUCUAUGACAGCGAGAUAGGUACUAUGACCGAGCGCGAUUCACCCGAACUCGGAUACACCAACGACUGGACA